Prosopis cineraria is the source of this 1954-nucleotide messenger RNA. RefSeq names its product sugar transport protein 13-like. The transcript has 5 exons. The record is from RefSeq and is a predicted model, not a curated record. Lineage: Eukaryota; Viridiplantae; Streptophyta; Magnoliopsida; Fabales; Fabaceae. Gene Ontology annotation, molecular function: monosaccharide transmembrane transporter activity. Gene Ontology annotation, cellular component: membrane. Gene Ontology annotation, biological process: monosaccharide transmembrane transport. The coding region runs from base 92 to 1678 and encodes 528 amino acids.
CUGAUCUCCUGUACUUCUCUUCCUUAUUUUUCUUUAAACUGCUCUCACAGACUCUUAGAUUUCUUGAGCUGAGUGUGGAUCUGAAGCAGCCAUGGCUGGCGGAGGUAUCGUCAGUGGGGGUGGCGGUGGCGAUUUCGAAGCCAAGAUCACUCCGCUCGUCAUUAUUUCAUGCAUCAUGGCCGCCACCGGAGGCCUUAUGUUUGGAUACGACGUCGGCGUGUCAGGUGGAGUGACGUCGAUGAAGCCAUUCCUGAAGAAAUUCUUUCCGGUAGUAUACAAACGGACGGUGGAGGAGGAAGGGCUGGACAGUAAUUACUGCAAGUACGACAACCAAGGGUUGCAAUUGUUCACGUCGUCUCUGUACCUGGCGGGUUUGACAGCGACCUUCUUUGCUUCCUACACGACCAGAAAGUUGGGAAGGAGGCUAACCAUGUUGAUUGCCGGCCUCUUCUUCAUCGUCGGAACCGUCUUCAAUGCCGCCGCUCAAAACCUUGCCAUGCUCAUCGUCGGCAGACUCCUACUCGGUUGCGGCGUUGGUUUCGCUAACCAGGCUGUUCCGGUUUUCCUCUCGGAGAUCGCACCGACGAGAAUACGUGGAGGAUUGAAUAUCCUGUUCCAGCUCAAUGUCACCAUCGGCAUUCUCUUCGCUAGCCUUGUCAACUACGGCACCAACAAAAUCAAAGGCGGAUGGGGUUGGAGGCUAUCUCUGGGGCUGGCUGGCAUCCCGGCCGGACUCCUAACCGUAGGAGCUCUCUUGGUGGUCGACACUCCGAACAGUCUCAUCGAGCGAGGUCGAUUGGAUGAAGGCAAAGCCGUGCUUAAAAAGAUAAGGGGCACCGACAACGUCGAACCUGAGUUCUUAGAACUGGUCGAGGCGAGCCGUAUUGCCCAGGAGGUGAAGCACCCUUUCAGGAAUCUUCUCAAGCGCCGCAAUCGUCCCCAGCUGGUCAUUGCCAUCGCCUUGCAGAUCUUCCAGCAAUUCACCGGUAUAAACGCCAUCAUGUUCUACGCCCCAGUGCUGUUCAACACAUUGGGAUUUAAAAACGAUGCUUCCCUCUACUCUGCCGCGAUCACUGGGGCUGUUAACGUCCUCUCCACUAUUGUUUCCAUCUACUCGGUGGACAAAGUUGGGCGUCGCAUGCUCCUCCUGGAAGCCGGUGUCCAGAUGUUCUUGUCCCAGGUGGUGAUUUCUAUUAUCCUAGGAAUCAAAGUGAAGGACCACUCGGAUGACCUCUCGAAAGGGUUUGCGAUCCUUGUCGUUGUUAUGGUGUGCACUUUUGUGUCUUCCUUCGCUUGGUCCUGGGGGCCUCUUGGGUGGCUCAUCCCCAGCGAGACGUUCCCACUGGAGACCCGAUCGGCGGGGCAGAGUGUGACUGUUUGUGUCAACUUGCUCUUCACCUUCGUCAUCGCGCAGGCGUUCCUCUCCAUGCUGUGUCACUUCAAGUUCGGGAUCUUCCUGUUCUUCUCUGGUUGGGUCUUGAUCAUGUCCUGCUUCGUCCUCUUCUUGCUCCCGGAGACCAAGAACAUCCCGAUUGAAGAAAUGACAGAGAGAGUGUGGAAGCAGCACUGGUUCUGGAAGAGGUUCAUGGAAGAUGAUUAUGGUGAUGUCGUGGAUGGUAAAGCAGCCAAUGGUAAAAAUGGGCGAGUUAAUGGAUUUAAUCCCUCUUCCCAAUUGUAAAUAAGAAUAUCGCCAUAAAAUUGGGUUUGCCAUACCAGUAAUUCAGGCUCCCCCUCCCCCUCCCCCUCCCCCUCUCCCUCCAUCCCUCCCUCUGAAUAUAGUAAAUGCCCGAACAUAGUAUCAUCACGCGCAUGAAUUAACCAUCUUUCCCAAAGCAGUUAAUAUAUUUCAGAAUUUUGUGACCCCCUUGGGUUUCCCUUCUUCUUCUUUUCUUCUUUGUAUUAUGAGAGAUGAUGUUAUUCAAAUCAGAUAUUUCAAUUUUUCUCAUGGUUGAAA